This is a messenger RNA of Aedes albopictus (Asian tiger mosquito), 1252 nucleotides long. RefSeq names its product exopolyphosphatase PRUNE1 (gene pn). The record is from RefSeq and is a predicted model, not a curated record. NCBI's taxonomy places the organism in Eukaryota, Metazoa, Arthropoda, Insecta, Diptera, Culicidae. Bases 125 to 1246 code for a protein of 373 amino acids. The transcript has 4 exons. Gene Ontology annotation, molecular function: exopolyphosphatase activity. Gene Ontology annotation, cellular component: cytoplasm.
UGUUGUUUACGUUUCGCAGGUUUCGCCGUCGCCGCCGAGUUCGAUUUAGUUCUUCGGCUGUUUGCAACUGCUGGACUGGAACCAGUUGUUGCAUUUAUUAAAUUUUUUGUUUGUAAAAUUCAACAUGAAUAACUUUAUCAAACAAUUCAAAAACUCGCUCAAGCUUCCGCGGAUCGUUGUUCUCGGAAACGAAAGUUGCGAUCUAGAUUCCGCCGUUAGUAGCAUCGCCCUCGCUUUCCAUCUGUCCAAGACACCGGUGGAAUUCCUGCAGUCGGUCAAGGGAUCGGAUUGCAUCAUACCGGUGCUGAAUGUAACUCGCGAAGACCUACCGCUAAAAACGGAAGUUGUCUACUAUCUCCAGGAGAAUCGCUUUGAACUGAACGAUUUGAUAUGCAGGGACGAAAUCCAACUGCCGGAGGUAAGUGGUGACACGUCCUUCGUGCUGGUGGAUCACCAUGUGUCCCAGUAUCGGGCCAAUGUGGUCGGUGUGGUUGACCACAGGCCGUUUGAUUCGAGCUCGAUGCUGAAUGGAGGGAUAUUCAAGUGCAUUGAACAGGUUGGUUCUUGUGCCAGUUUGGUGACAAAAAUUGUUGAAGAUUCCGGUACUUUAAGGGGCAAGUCUGCUGAUACGGCUGAUCUGCUUAAGUUCCUGUACGGUCCAAUCGUUUUAGAUACGGUAAAUUUCUCCAAGGAAGCCGACAAAGCUCGUCCGUUAGAUUACGAAAUGGCCCAGGCAAUAGAACAGUAUCUCAACAUCGAAAGCAGCGAAGAAACUCGUCGAACAUUGUUCGAUCAACUGGUCGCUAAACGAAGCGACGUUUCUAGUCUCAAUAGUUCGCAAAUUUUGUCCAAAGAUUUGAAAAUUGUUUCAAAGAGAGGUCGUAUCGUAGCCAUACCCGGGUAUCCCAUGUUGGUUCAGGACUAUGUUAAGCUGGAAAAUGCUGCCCAAAGUGUGCAAGCAUUUGCACGGAAAUUCGGUUGCAACAUAAUCGUUCUUAUGGGUAUGAAGGUCAACUCGGAAAACGGAAGCGUAAGGCGUGAUUUGGGAAUAAUCAACAUAAAUGAUCUCAAUCUGCAAAAACAGAUUGUUUCUGCGAUAAUCUCUAAUGCAGUGAUUGACUUCAAUGUCCAAAAACUUGACAAUAUUAGUUUCCUCGAAGGAGAGUUUUAUGAGCAAAUGAAUAUAAAAGCUUCAAGAAAACAGCUUCUGCCCUUAAUCAAUGAUGUGCUUGAUAAUAUAUGCUGAUUUGAA